GGACCAUGGAUGCCACCACUGUUUCUUUGCGGUAUGAAAUCUUGGCAAAAGUUGGCGAAGGUUCCUACAGCCAAGUCUUCAAGGCCAGAGAAACGGGUGAGCAACAGCGACUCCUGGCGGUGAAGAAAUUCACCAUCCAAGGACAUUCAGCAGAGAUGGGGAUCCCGCCCUGCAUGAUCCGCGAGGUGUCACUGUUGCGCAAAAUGAGAUGCUUCAACCACCCCAACGUCGUAAAAUUGCUGGAUGCAUCUGCUGUAUCAGCAGGCAGGAGCAUGGAUCUCACAAUGGUGUUUGAAUUCAUUGAUCAGGAUCUGUCAACCUACAUCGCAAAGGCUCCUGCUUCUGGUCUGAGCCGUGACUCCAUUAAGCAUGUGAUGAUGCAGUUGCUGCAGGGGUUGGACUUCCUGCACACAAACAUGGUGCUCCAUCGUGACCUAAAACCAGAAAACAUUCUGGUCAGCAGCCAUGGAGAGGUCAAGAUUGCUGACUUUGGGAUGGCACGAAUUUACGCCUUUAAUAUCGCUCUCACUCCUGGCGUGGUGACGCUGUGGUACCGAGCUCCUGAGGUGCUCCUCAACUCUGUUUACAUGUCCGCUGUGGAUGUGUGGAGCGCCGGCUGCAUCUUCGCCGAACUCUUCCUCUUGAGACCGCUCUUUAAGGGACAAACGGAGGCGCAGCAGCUGCAGAAAAUCUUUGAGGUGAUUGGUCUUCCAAGUGAGGAGGACUGGCCCAAGGAGAGUCCAAUAUCCUACUCAGCCAGCUGGGGACCAAAAACUCCUGACACCCAGCUGAUGCCCAACCUGAGUCCAGAGGAGAAUGGCCUUCUCUCUCAAUGUCUGGCGUUCAGACCGAGCAGUCGUAUCACGGCGGUCAAAGCUCUGGCUCAUCCUUUCUUCAAGCACUGAAGAUAUCAAUCAAAUGGGAAGUAGAGAUCAGAACAUCAUCCUUUUCUCUGCCAUCCCUUGGAUUAAAUAGCCUUGUGCCUUGAAAGCCUUUGUACACUCUGUUGGUUUGAGGAAACACAGUUACCCCUCUUGAGUAAAUUAACGAAGAUCCCAAGUGCACAAAAUGUGUAUCUAGGUGAGAUGGGAACUUACUAACUCAUACAUUUUGACUAGUUUCUUCAAUGUAGUUGUUAAAUGGAACAAUUCACAUCAUAAAAAAAAAAAAACAAAAAAAACGCUCAUU
This is a messenger RNA of Thalassophryne amazonica, 1188 nucleotides long. It is a transcript of the gene cdk21, whose product is annotated as cyclin-dependent kinase 21. NCBI's taxonomy places the organism in Eukaryota, Metazoa, Chordata, Actinopteri, Batrachoidiformes, Batrachoididae. The coding region runs from base 6 to 905 and encodes 299 amino acids. Gene Ontology annotation, molecular function: cyclin-dependent protein serine/threonine kinase activity; cyclin binding; ATP binding. The record is from RefSeq and is a predicted model, not a curated record. The transcript is spliced from 7 exons. Gene Ontology annotation, cellular component: nucleus; cytoplasm; cyclin-dependent protein kinase holoenzyme complex. Gene Ontology annotation, biological process: G1/S transition of mitotic cell cycle; regulation of gene expression; signal transduction.